Messenger RNA from Sander lucioperca (pikeperch), 897 nucleotides. Its product is annotated as gastrula zinc finger protein XlCGF9.1-like. Gene Ontology annotation, biological process: regulation of transcription by RNA polymerase II. The record is from RefSeq and is a predicted model, not a curated record. Bases 258 to 764 code for a protein of 168 amino acids. Gene Ontology annotation, molecular function: DNA-binding transcription factor activity; RNA polymerase II cis-regulatory region sequence-specific DNA binding. Lineage: Eukaryota; Metazoa; Chordata; Actinopteri; Perciformes; Percidae. The transcript is spliced from 2 exons.
UUCAGAGAUAUUAACUAGGCGGUAUCAGCACUUAGUCGUGAUGACUGAAUGUUUGACAGUGGUUUAAAUCUGCCUAUACAUGCAGCCUCUCGGAUUGUUUUCUGUCUGUUCUGUUUCCUGCAGCGAUUAAAGAAGACGAGCCGCAGCCCCCCCCACACAUUAAAGAGGAAGAGGAGGAACUGUUCCCAUUCACCCCUGUCCCUGUGAAGAGUGAAGAUGAUGAAAAGAAAGGGCUUCCUCAGAGACAAACUGAACACAUGGAAACAGAGACUGAUGUCAGCGUUGAUAGUGAUUUCUGGAAGGAGACCAGAGAGCCUCAGUCAAGUUUAAACUCUCUGAAAGAUGAGGAAGUUCCUGUCACUGAAGAGAGGCAUAAAACGGACAAGAAAUCUUUUGGCUGCUCCGAGUGCGGGAAGAGAUUUGGUGCCGUCGGAGAUCUGAACCGACACAUGAGAAUCCACACAGGAGAGAAACCGUUCAGCUGCUCCGUCUGCUGCAGAAGGUUUUUGAGCAGCACACAUCUGAAAACGCACAUGCUGACUCACACAGGAGAGAAACCCUUCAGCUGCUUGUUCUGCGAUAAAAGAUUCAGACACUCAGGGAAUCUGACGGCGCACAUGAACAUCCACACGGGAGAGAAACGCUUCAGCUGCAGCGUCUGUGACAAAACAUUCACCUGGCGGCAACAGGUCAAAAAACACAAAUGUGUUCAGUCGUCACAGCUUCAUCAGAGACAGAGUGAAGACAAGACGGCAGACUUUUAAAUGGUAACUUUGUUAUUGCCAUGUUUCUGUGUCUACAGUAAGUGUCUGAUGGGAACAAAAAUCUUUGAAACUGGUCCAGUAUUAAACAAGAAACAAGCUGUAAUGUAACCCUACAGGACAAAUGUUCAGCAUC